ACCUACCGUCAUUAUGACUGUGAUCUGUGAUUAUGACAAUUAACGAUCUUUAUAAAUAAAUGUACCAAUUUCUAAGACCUUUUCUUCAGUGAUAUGGCUGGAAAUCAUGGAAAAUUCAUCGACAGAUCCCCGAUAAUAUGUCCCGCCGGACUAUCUAUUGGAGAUCACAAUGACAAUGUCGCUUCAACUCUGAAGCAUCAAAGAGUGGUCGACGAAAUAGAUGCAUUGAAGCACGACGCAAAAAUUUGGAAAGAGGACGAAUUUGUGGUCCCUAAGCAACUUCCCAAUUUUAAAAAUCCGAAUUUCAAAGGAACAAACACAGAAAUCAAAGAAGUGUUAUGCCCACCAGUUCUAACCAGAUAUCAGCAACUGGUUACUGACUUAAAAGACACAUGCUACGAUUCAUACUGGAAUGCUGAUGUCGGUAAAUCUAGAGAUCCCAAUCAAGGAUUGCCAGCUGGGAUGAAUAUUGUAGGAACUACCUUUGGUACACCAUCCGUAAGAGAUAUUUCUGUAAAAGAACUUGUGAACCCAUCUAAAGGUCCGUACCAAGUUCUGGCUGAAAGCCAAGUUGCUCAUGACAUGUACAAAAAGACUCACAGAGACUAUAACCCAUCAGAAAAAAUAGACAGAGGAUACUAUCGUCCAGCGUACGACCCUAAGAGAUGUUACGGUGCAAAAACCAAGUACGACCCCAGAGGCAUAUGGGCUAAAUGUGCCCUGGAUUGGUACGAAAAAAGGCCUGUUGUACACGCUGCUAAAGUACAAGCCGAUUAUUUGGAUAGAACUAGGCCAAUACUUGGGAAAGUAUUAGCUCCCAACAAAAAUAUUGAAUGCGUACCCAAAGGUUACUCUUUCGGCACGAACAAGUUUCAAGAAAGAUUCGGGAUGGAAGAAUUAUUGAAGGACGCGGGAGUAUCGCCCAGUAUAUACAAAAAAGAUGUGUACCGCUGGGUAUCGUCUUUGAACAAACUGCGAUUACAAUUGAAGGAAAAAUGCAGAAGAGGCUACAACUUGAAUGAUUUAUUCCAGAAAGCACUAUAUAUUGACAAGGAAAAAACGGACUGGAUAAAUACGUCUGAUUUUUUCGAUCUGUGUACCUGCAGUCGGAUCAAGUUCUCCACGCAGGAUCUCAUGGAACUGUGCGAACAUCUCAAGUAUAUCCACAAUGAGAAAAUCAAUUACAGAAAAUUUAUAGAAAUGAUCGACAUAAACAGAGAUUUUCCUUCGGAUUUUAAGAUCACUAAUGAUCUCCCAGACAAGAACAAAUAUUACAUCACCUCAUCCCAAGCUGCCAGCUGCGAUUAUCUUUUUAUUAACAAUGAAGUACUGCCUCCUGCUGGUAUACCGUCCAUUAGAAACGACCUACCCAGACCUAUAGUACCGGAAGGAGGCUGCAGGGCCGACCUUGACAAUCUCGGAGAAGAAACGUCAGCCAAGGCUGUCGUUAAUCCCAGUAUCUAUACCAACUACGGCUUGAACUACAGAGACUUCUUUAUGCCUAGGUCUGCCGAAACUAUCAGGAAUCUUUUUGAGAAAAUCGGAUAUACUUUUCCCGGCAAUAGUUUCGAAGAAUUAUGGAAAAUGGGACUGGAUAUGGAUUGUACAGGCAUGGUGUGCAUAGAUACCUUCAAGAAGCUCCUGCAAAGACAGUGUGCCAAACCCAAACUGCUAGUGGACGAAAAAGAUAUUGAAUGUGCGCGUUUGAAGAUCUAAAUUAUUUAAUGUUCUUUUUUUGAAUAAAGAAAAUUUAUUUCU
Sitophilus oryzae (rice weevil) is the source of this 1758-nucleotide messenger RNA. Its product is annotated as EF-hand domain-containing family member B-like. The transcript has 10 exons. The record is from RefSeq and is a predicted model, not a curated record. NCBI's taxonomy places the organism in Eukaryota, Metazoa, Arthropoda, Insecta, Coleoptera, Curculionidae. Bases 94 to 1716 code for a protein of 540 amino acids.